CUGAAGCGGUCAGGAGCAGCGGGGUCAGCGGCUCUUAUCUCCGGACUAGUGGACACAUCUGGACCGCUCCGCCAUGCUGCUGCAGAGAGGACUCGCUCCUGUCUCCUCUGUGCUUAUUAUCUAUCUUCUGCAGACAACUGCGGUGUUCGCCUUCAACCUGGACACCGGUCAUGUCAUCAGGAAAGACGGGGAGCCGGGCAGUCUGUUCGGCUUCUCUCUGGCCAUGCACCGGCAGCUCAACCCGGAUAAAAGAAUGCUGUUGAUCGGGGCUCCCAGAGCAAGAGCUUUAGGAAAACAGAGAGCCAACAUCACAGGAGGGCUUUAUAAAUGUGAAAUCUCUCUGUCCAAUGAUUGUGAACGCAUUGAAUUUGAUAUUGAAGAGGACAUACGUAUAGAGAACAAGGAGAACCAGUGGAUGGGGGUAACUGUUCAGAGCCAGGGACCUGGAGGAAAGAUUGUGACUUGUGCUCAUCGGUAUCAGAGGCGGUUGUAUGUGAACACCGCUCAGGAGUCCCGUGACAUCACUGGGCGCUGUUAUGUCCUCAGUCAGGACCUGACAAUCGAUGAGUCCUCUGAUGAGGACGGAGGUAACUGGAACUUCUGUGCGGGCAGACCCAGAGGCCAUGAGAUGUUUGGAUCAUGUCAGCAGGGUCUAGCUGCCACCUUCACCAAGGACUACCAUUACAUAGUGUUUGGAGCACCAGGAGCUUACUACUGGAAAGGGAUUGUUCGAGUGGAGCAGAAGAACAACACACUGCUAGAGAUGGGCGUGUAUGAUGACGGCCCUUAUGAAGUUGGAGAUGAGCAGUUCUGGAACCCUGACCUGGUGCCUGUACCUGCCAACAGCUACCUUGGAUUCUCCCUUGAUUCGGGACACAGCAUCACCAGGAGUCGCACCCUGACGGUGGUGGCCGGAGCACCCCGAGCCAAUCACAAUGGAGCUGUGGUCCUGCUGAAGAAAGAAGGAGAAACCUCCUCCAGACUCUCUGUGGAGCACACACUGGACGGGCCAGGGUUGGGGUCAUCCUUUGGAUACGACGUGGCUGUGGUUGACCUGAACAGUGACGGAUGGCAGGACAUAGUUGUAGGAGCCCCUCAGUUCUACAUGAAGGACAGCGACGUGGGAGGGGCUGUUUACGUGUACAUCAACAAGGCAGGGAGGUGGGAGACCAUCACGCCGAUCCGUCUGGAUGGGACCAAAGACUCGAUGUUUGGACUGGCAGUGGAGAACAUUGGGGACAUCAAUCAAGACUCAUAUGAAGACAUUGCUGUCGGAGCUCCUUACGAUGACGGCGGUGCAGGAAAAGUUUACAUUUAUCACGGCUCCGCAAAGGGGAUCAACACCAGCCCUGCACAGAUCCUCUCAGGAAAAGAACACCAGCUCCAGUUAUUUGGUUAUUCUCUGGCAGGAAACAUGGACCUGGACAGUAAUUCUUAUCCAGACCUAGCUGUGGGCUCUCUGUCUGACACCGCUCUAAUUUACAGGGCCCGACCAAUCAUUAGCAUCAGGAGAGAUGUCAAAAUAUCUCCGCGGGAAAUUGACCUUACAAUCAAAACCUGCGGUAACAGCAUUUGCUUCACCGUGGAUGCAUGCUUCACCUACACGGCGAACCCAGCAUCCUACAGCCCCAGACUGACUAUCAGCUAUUCUGUGGAGGCAGACGGAGAUCGCAGGAAGCAGGGACUGACCUCCAGGGUUAUGUUCAUGAACAAAUCCCACUUGGACACGGACUACUUGUUUAAUGGCACCUUGGACCUUCGGGGUCAAAAACAGGAAACGUGUAUCAAGAUAAAUGCUAAACUCAAGGACAACAUUAAGGACAAGAUGCGUAGUAUCCCUAUCGAGGUGUCUGCAGAAAUUCUGGGUACAAAGCGACAGAAGUCAAGGAACGGCCUCCCUCAGCUUAUGCCCAUUUUAGACUCCUCUCAACUGAGCAAGGAAGUCAUUGAGGUGAACUUUGUAAAAGAGGGAUGUGGAAGUGAUCAUAUUUGUCGCAGUAACCUGAAGAUGGAGUACAAAUUAUUCUACAGACAAAACAACAUGCAUACCCCACUACCUGUCAAGAACAACGUCCCCAUGUUUCACCUGAACUACGAGAGGAAGGACUUGGCUCUGCGGGUGACGGUGAACAACAUGGACGGAGACGAUGCUUAUGAGGCAAAGCUGGUGGGAACUUUCCCAGAUGCACUGUCGUAUUCUGGAGUCCGCUCCCAACAAACAAUACCGAUCAUCUGUAUUGCCAAUCAGAACGGCUCUCAGGCGGACUGCGAGCUGGGAAAUCCUUUUAGGAGAGACUCAGAGACGACCUUUUUCAUCAUCCUGAGCACAGUGGGUAUGAAUCUCGACACGACAGAGAUUGACAUUGACCUGCAGCUCCACACGACCAGCGUGCAAAGAAAUACAAUCCCGGUGAAAGUAAAGGCUCAGGUGGUGAUUGAACUACCAUUGUCCGUCAGUGGGGAGGCCAGCCCUGGUCAGGUUUCUUUUGGAGGCAUUGUGAAAGGAGAAAGUGCCAUGAAGACAGAGGAGGAGAUUGGAAGCUUGAUUAACUUUACAUUCAGAAUAAACAACCUGUGGAAGUCUCUGAAGCCUUCUUUUAAAGCCUCACUGCACAUUCAGUGGCCCAAAUUCAACAAAGAUGGGAAAUGGCUGUUGUAUCUGGUGAAGAUCACAGCGACAGGAGAGGAGGACGUCCACUGCUCUCCUGAGUCUGAGAUCAACUAUCUCAAACACAUCCAGGAGACCAGUGUGUCCCGGACAAAACGAGAAAUUGAGAGAAAACAAAGAAAAGCUGAAAGAAAAAAGGCUUUUCUGUUAGAGAAAAACAAAGUGUUGACCUGUGACAAUGGGCUCAAAUGUGUGGUGCUCAAGUGCCCCCUGCAGGGCCUGGACGGUACAACAAUUGAGCUGAGGUCUCGUCUGUGGAACUCAACCUUUAUUGAGGAUUACGCCUCCGUUUCAACCUUACAUAUAGUCGUGAAGGCCUUACUCGUGCUUCACGCCCAGGCUGAAAACAUGAUCCUGACAACCCCUGACACUGAUGUGACAGUGGCCGUGUCUCCAGAAAGUGCCGUAGCUCAGUAUGGAGGAGUUCCCUGGUGGAUCAUACUGGUGGCUGUUCUCGCAGGAAUCAAGAUCCUGGCUCUGCUGGUGUUUCUGCUCUGGAAGUGUGGAUUCUUCAAACGCUCCAAACAAGACAGUAGCGUCCCUCGUUACAACGCAGUGCGGAUACGAAAGGAGACUCCAGAGUACAAAGAUGGGAAAGUCAAGCUUGACGCUUUUGACAAAAAGCAGUGGAUGACGACUUGGAUCAACAACGAAAGUUACUCAUGAUUCUGUUUAAUGAGAUUUUUUGCUACUGAGGAUAACUUGUUUUUCUUAAAUUGUGUCAAGACACAAAAACACUGAACUAUGUUUUUUUCCUGUGAGCUUGAUGCUCGGUGAUUUAUUAAGUAGCUGGUUUCAUAUUUUGAACUUUUACACUGUAUAGAUGAUUACUUUUUUGUACUGUAAGUUUUGUACAUAUUUAAAUACUUACACACACUGUAUAUUUAUUUUUUGAUAAAAAGAAAUAAUGCAGCCAAAGAGUUUUGUAGUUUUAAUGACGUUGUACUGUCUUAACGUCUAUGCAAGGAAGGUACAGCUCGCUCUGUAUAAUGUGAAUGUAAAUCAGGGCACAUUUUCAAAUUUGUCAGUUUCCAAAAAUGUACAUUUGUCGUCUUUACAAAGACAUUUAGGUACAUCAUCAUGUCAGUAAUCAACUGUGUGUGAAUGACCAUGACUGACUUCAUUAAAGUAGAGGUCGCUUCUCUCCUCCUCUCACUCAUGUGGCAUUCAGGUAGCAUCCACUGUGCUGUAGGUCAUCACUGAUGUAUGAAAAGUAUGUUUAUUUUUAAAUUGCAUGUGUGGAAUCCAAAGGGAAGCUGGUGAAAAGCAAUGCUUUGCUUUUUGUAGAUUUAAUUCAAAGUCAUACUUGUCUAAUUUGUUCAGCUGUCUAAAAUAAAAUCUAUAAAAACUG
Paralichthys olivaceus (Japanese flounder) is the source of this 4019-nucleotide messenger RNA. It is a transcript of the gene itga6a, whose product is annotated as integrin, alpha 6a. Gene Ontology annotation, cellular component: external side of plasma membrane; integrin complex. The record is from RefSeq and is a predicted model, not a curated record. Gene Ontology annotation, biological process: leukocyte migration; cell-matrix adhesion; integrin-mediated signaling pathway. NCBI's taxonomy places the organism in Eukaryota, Metazoa, Chordata, Actinopteri, Pleuronectiformes, Paralichthyidae. Gene Ontology annotation, molecular function: integrin binding.